AUGGUGAAUCAUCCUAUUUAAUUCGUAGCCGCUCAUCUGUUCCAUUAGCUCCUCGUAGUGUCAACCUUGAAACCACUCUUCAGGCUGGUAAUUAUGAAAUUAUUCCACGUAUAAAUCGUGAAAUUACCCCUCCUGAUUCAGAUACAGGCGAAACAACUGAUUAUAAAGAGGACGAAGAAACUAAGAAACGUAAAGAAAAACGUGCUAAAAGGCUUCAUAAGGAUAAUUAUGAGUCCGAUUCUGAUGAUGAUGAGGAGGAGGAGGAUAAAGAAGGUACCAAUAAGAAGAAUGAAGAAAAAUGGGAUUUACAAUUGGGCUUGAGAAUUUAUAGCAAGUGUAAAGAAAUUAAACUGGAAGGCCAUCCAGGAGAGUUUUCAAAAAAUAAAGAUAAGAAAGAAGAUAAUAAAGAAGAUAAAGAUCCGGAAGUCGAUACUAAAGUUAUUGAACCUAAAGAUGAUAAAACAGAUGAUGAUAAAAAUAAGGACGAUAAAGGUAAAGAUGAUGAUAAGAGUAAAGAGGAUAAUAAGAGUAAAGAAGACGACAAGAAAAGGAUGAUGAAGAACAAAAAUAAGAAAUAUCUUAAUUAA
Messenger RNA from Racocetra fulgida, 587 nucleotides. NCBI's taxonomy places the organism in Eukaryota, Fungi, Glomeromycota, Glomeromycetes, Diversisporales, Gigasporaceae. The record is from the annotation of a GenBank genome assembly.